Messenger RNA from Hyla sarda, 1253 nucleotides. Its product is annotated as vomeronasal type-1 receptor 96-like. NCBI's taxonomy places the organism in Eukaryota, Metazoa, Chordata, Amphibia, Anura, Hylidae. Gene Ontology annotation, biological process: G protein-coupled receptor signaling pathway. The transcript has a single exon. The coding region runs from base 282 to 1253 and encodes 323 amino acids. Gene Ontology annotation, cellular component: membrane. Gene Ontology annotation, molecular function: pheromone receptor activity. The record is from RefSeq and is a predicted model, not a curated record.
UACUGUGUACUCCUGACAUGUGUGGAUUGACAUAUAACACUGUGAGCAUACAUCUGUCAUUGGGACAUGUAAACUAUCUCAGUGGAAAUAAACGCUACCAUGGUGACUCAGAUAAAGGAAUCGCACCUUCUGCUUCUCACCACAGGAGACCUUAUAAAGGACCCGUGCGUCCAUUCAGCCUCAUGAAAACUUACACAGUGUGUGAAGACGAUGCUUCUGCUGGAGACCCAAGGGGACCAAGAACGUAACAAGGACGCAGUAUAGAAGGCUAUCCCCAAAUUAUGAUAUUAAGUGCUCCGGAUAUUGUUUCUCUCACUAUUUAUUUUUCUGCUGUUUUUGGGACGAUUGCGAAUUUGGUUCUUAUCUUUGCCUUCGUAAGCAAUGCCUUGAAAAACAAAGUGUUUCAGCCUCUGGAUAAGAUUAUUGUGAACAUGGCCGUGGUCAACCUUCUGUUGUGCUGUUACAAGGAGAUCCCUGGGCUCCUCAUAUUCUUCAAUGCCAAAGUUUUUGGGCCGGCGGGAUGUAGGUUCUUGCUUUACUUUUACCACACUCUUCGCUUGAUCAGUAUAUGGUCGGUGGCGAAUCUCAGCUUCCUUCAUCUCAUCAAGAUACGGAGACCCGGCCAUAGUUGGUCAAAGUUCAUCCAUCGGCAUCAAGCGCAGUAUGUCAACUGGUCACUGGCUGGGUGUUGGGUCAUAAGCAUCACUUUCCAUAUGCCGUACCUUCUAUAUCCUGAGUCUUUGGGGUUUCGUAAUAAGAGCAACAUCAUGAUGACAAGUACCAACUGCAUUGGCCCGUCUCACAGCGAACUGUUGAGGGUCCUCACUUAUGCCACGGUGAGUGUGGACUUUUUGUUGAUCAUCUUGGUGGUUCUUCUAAACUGGUUUAUAAUAGACUUAAUAUGUAGACACAGGAGGCAAGUACGGGACACCAUGACUGUAAGACGAGGCUGGAACAAACACACAGCUCAGGCAACAAAGAUCCUACUGUCCCUUCUGUCCCUGUACGUCAUCUGCUGGAUCUCCAGUGAUGUGGUCUGGAUAGCCAUAGUCUCGGGGCUUAUGGCGAAUGACUAUGAAAAUGACAUGCUCUCGGCUCUGUAUGGCAUCUUGUCCUCUAUAUACUACUCAGUUAGCUCAUGUAUUAUGGUCUUUGGCUACAGACAAGUAAAAGAUUAUUUAACUGAAUCUGGAAACUGCUGUCAAUUGGGCCGAACCCCCACCACGGUCCAGAGCUUGGAACAGCAACAAUGA